Messenger RNA from Giardia duodenalis, 3054 nucleotides. Its product is annotated as putative Glycosaminoglycan polysaccharide lyase. Lineage: Eukaryota; Fornicata; Diplomonadida; Hexamitidae. Gene Ontology annotation, biological process: carbohydrate metabolic process. The coding region runs from base 1 to 3054 and encodes 1017 amino acids. The record is from RefSeq and is a predicted model, not a curated record. Gene Ontology annotation, cellular component: extracellular region. Gene Ontology annotation, molecular function: lyase activity; carbohydrate binding. The transcript has a single exon.
AUGCUUUUGCUCGGUUUACUCUCCGCGUCCUACCUUUUUAUAUUCUACAAGCCUGCUUCCUUCGUUGCCGAUGAAACUGCGUUUGCAGAUCUACAGAGGAUCGGCCAGCAAAGCUGCUUAAACAGCGCUAGUCCAUCCCCCAUGCCACAGGGGUUCCAAACCCGGUAUGAGAAGGAUAUCACCGCUGAAGCAGCCAAGUGCCAAAACACAUGUCAAGUAAGUGGCGGAGCUCCUUGGACUCAGUAUAAUAAUAUAAAUAACCCCGAUCACCUAUUAUAUAAUGUUAUGUGCAUCUAUCUAAUGGCCCUAGCCUAUAAAUGCCCUCAGUCCACGCACAACUCAGCAGAUAGCUAUAGGAGCGCGAUAGAAUACGCAGUAAAGUAUCUAGCAGACCACGGACUUCAGACAACAUAUUUAACUCAAGAUACCAAUACAACUAGGACUCUAAUUCUUGCUGUGGAGGUCCCCACUUAUAUCUCUAAAUUUCUUCCAUUACUUGUGGAAGCGUCAUCCUCUCCAUCACAGUCAUCUGAUAUGCAAACUCACUUGCUGAAGAUAACAGAAAACAUAUUUUCAUACGUCCCACAAUUCACUGAUUUGGCAAGCUGUUCAGCCAGGUCAAAUGUGUGGAGUGACCCGGCCAAGUGCCCAUACUCAGGUGUUCAGCUGGAAGCGUUUCUAAAUAGUAUAUUCCUUACUCUAAACAAGUUUAUCCAAGAUAAAGUCAACACCCUAGGAAAUGCGGAGUCCCUGGCGGCAUACUUUCGACAAAUGCCUACAAACUACUCCCAAACCAGCAAUUAUUACGUCGAUGGCUACCGACUGGACUCGUCCAUAGAUCUGUACUACUCCAUGCCAAUGCAGGGCAGCACAGCAUUUGACAUUAUCUUAGAGACUCUGCGUGCUGUGGAAUACUUUGGGUCUGAGGAGAACGAGUGCGGCUCACGAAUAUUGGCGACGCUUUACUCUUUCUUCAAUCACUCCAUUCUUCCAUACAUGCAGCAAUGCAGGCUCUCCGAUGCCAUUGCCGGUGCACUGGUGGUCGACGGAGUUCUUGAUGGGCAUGCUCGCCACGAGAUCGCCAUAGCGUUGUUUGCUCACAUGCACGUACUAGCUGUUUCUAAGGGGUACAUACCCAAUUCAUUGCCUGAAAAUGUAACUGCUCUACUGAAUGCGUUCUCGUACCAGGCCAAUCAGUGUUUUUCAGCAUCUUCUGCAAAGCUUCCCGCUAAAUUUGCAUAUGGAUGUCAUUGUGCACUUAGUUUACUUGGGAUCAAUGCCGUCGCACAUUAUCAUGCAGACGACUUGAAAUCAAAGCGGACAGGGGUCCUCUGGCAGCCGUAUGCUGACACUAUUUCGAUAGUGACCAAGGAUCUCGACAUCGUGUACGCGAUGAGCUCUUACAAAACAGCAUACUACAAUUGUAUUAACAACACAAAUCGUCGUGGGUGGUAUCAGAGGGCAGGACACCAAUACGUUUAUCCAAAAGAGCAUCCUAACAAGUACAUUAAUUAUUAUCCCUCAAUGGAGACCUUUGCAUAUCAGGGCGUUGUUGCAGCCAGGGCGCAACUUAAGGAUUGUCAGUACCAAAAUAACAAGGCAAGUGAUAAGCGUGGGUCUACCAACGCCGGAUUGGUUACCGUUGAUACUGAUGCAGCAAUCGUCUACGAGCACAUCCAUCCUGAUACCCGCAAUGCAUACUUAAAGCUCUUCUACCUUGAGGAGGCGGCAAACGCGGACGUGAAGAACACUUUCAGCAACAAUGUCGCCAUUCAUACUCUUCUACUCUCCAAUAUGACUGCAGCUAAUCCGUCUACCCAAAUACAUGAUAACAUACUCGCAAUCCCUCUUGGCAGCACAAAGGCUGUCGUUAGUGUGUUCUCUCUCGCAGGACAAAGAGUAGACACAGCCCCUGGAGACGAUUGGACAAACACGGACAGCGUGAAGUAUGCAUACGUCAAACUAUCGUUUCCAGCCGAUCAAGGGGCAGCUGACCAAAGCCCCACGCCCUCGCGUGGCCCAGAGGCCACAUCCUAUGUCACAGGGGUGUGCUUCCAUGCCUUCAGUGGGCCAGUAAAGGGACGCAUCAAAGAGCUAUCAGGGAGCUAUGCUGAGCAAGGAGGUGUCUUACCACCAGAUUCUUCAUCAAGUAAUGUAAGGCAAUACUUUUUGCAACUUCGGAUGCGAGUUAUGCCGGGCACGGAGUCCUCAAGUAAGUUAGCAAUCUACACGUACUUUCCACGGCUCAGCUCCAGUGUUACAGAGACCGAGUUCAACAAGCUGUGUUCACAGUACAAUGGCUCAGUAUUCAUCAAUGGGCAACCAAAUCCAUCAAGCUACACAUAUCAGCAGAUCGAGAACGUGCACUUUAUCGUUGGAAAGUCCAUUGCAAAGAGAUAUGUGGAGUUUCACGCCAUGGCUUUCCUGAAGCCAUCAGAGAGCGUGUUUUACCGAAAUGCCACACUUCAGGCGAAGAGUACCGGAUUCGUUGCCUUCAAAGCACGCGAGCGCACGCUGCAAAUGUCGCUGGUGGACGUUACCCAGGACAGGCGAGCCGUGAACAUGACCCUCUUUAAUCUGUCUAUUUACGACUUCCUGGAGACCAGCUGUAAUCCCAAGAAUGCCGAUGAUCAGAUACAGCUCUCUGUUCCAGGAAUCAACGCCGUAUUCUGCUCAUGCAAGAUGACCUUCAAGCUUACCUCAUCCGAAGAGCAUGCGUUAUUCAUGCAUAAGGUGACAAUUGCCUCUGUGACCGUAACGAUUUUAAUAGCUAUUGCGGUCAUCAUUACCAUAGUUGUUAUUUUGAUCAUGAAGAAGCGGUUAAAAGGCGGAGAGAAACGUCUACGAAAGGUCCGUGAGAGGAAACAGAUAACUGACGCUCAGAUACGCUCAGAUGCGGUAAUAAAGAAGAUGGCCAGGCACAGAGGAGAGAAGGAGCCACAGGACAAAACGUAUCUGGACAACAAUUUCCAGGAUUCGUUCAGCGCUGAUAAGAUAGCUGACCUGGCAGAGACAAUGUUUAGUAGAGGUGGCUUGGGAGAGAGCUACCUUUGA